UAAUUGUCAAGCAGAAGAGCACAGACCACCGUCUCCUCCAAGUUCCUAGCAGGUCCAUAACCAUUGUUUGUUAAAAGGAUUAUAUGCUGGGUCAAGGUGUCACAACUUUACAAUUAUUACAGCUUCUUCGGCAACUUGAUGUCAUAAAGCUAGUCAUGGAUGAAAAGACUAGAUGUUGAGAAGUGUCGAACAGAGUGACAGACAGCAUUUUUUCUUUCACCUGGGAAGAUGUUUCGAAGUCAAAUAUGAAGAAGACAUAAGAAAGAGCAAAGAAUACCCUGCUAUUAUUUGUUCUGUGUCUUCCCAGGAAGAACUUUUAGAGAGUCUGGAAGCUGAUGGCCUUUCUACAUUUGCAACUUUCCUUGCUUAGUAACAAAAAGCAUCUUGUGACUCAGUGGGUAUUAUUUUAAAAACUAAACAGAAACUAAGAAAGAGGUCUUUAGCUCAGUUUUAAUAUGGUUUCAUCAACAAACAUCCAACAAGGUGUGUUAAGCUUCAAAGAGACUAUUCUAAAGAAAACCAUUAUAAUUGCUUUGGAAUUAUUUAUGAAACAAGAAACGCCUAUGUUUUUCCUGGGAGCAAAUGAAAAAGAAGAAAUGUGGAUUCUCAAAUAUGUUCAUUAGGCUAGGGUUUUGCUCUCUCCUCUGCAUUUAUAAAGCCAGACUAGUAUUUCCAAUUAGUUUCUAUCUACAAUGUGGAAAUAAAGCUUCUCAUAACACUACCAAAUAUUUGCUCUUGGCUCUUUCAAAGAAAGGGCAGAGAGAAUCACAAACACCCUGGAUGAACAUUAACCAGUUUUGAUAAUGGGACUGACCUCUGAGAACAUCUCUGCCCCUGACUGCUUCAAUUGCACCCAGACUGUGGAGCAAGUAAAUAUUUUUAAAGCCAUAUUAUUAGGUGUCAUCUUUGGAGGGCUGAUAGUUUUUGGGGUCCUGGGCAACAUUGUGGUCAUCCUUUCCGUAGCCUGUCAUAAACAUCUACAAAUCGUAACCCAUUACUACAUUAUCAACUUGGCUGUGGCUGAUCUCCUCUUGACUUCUAUUGUUCUCCCCUUUUCUGCUAUUCUUGACAUCCUGGGCUACUGGGUUUUUGGGAGGAUCUUCUGCAACAUCUGGGCAGCCGUUGACGUUAUGUGCUGCACAGCUUCUAUCAUGAGCCUUUGUGUCAUCUCCAUAGACCGAUAUAUUGGAGUGAGCUACCCACUGAGAUAUCCAGCAAUAGUGACUGAAAAAAGAGGUCUCUUGGCUCUCCUGUGUGUGUGGGCAUUGUCGCUUGUGAUAUCCAUAGGUCCCCUUUUUGGCUGGAGACAACCAGCUCCAGAAGAUGAAACAAACUGCCAAAUCAACACUGACCCAAGUUAUGUAUUGUUUUCUGCUCUCGGGUCCUUCUAUCUCCCCCUGGUUAUCAUACUGGUGAUGUAUUGCCGGGUGUACGUGGUAGCCAAAAGGGAAAGCAAAGGAUUGUCAUGUGGCCUGAAGACUGAGAGGUCCCGCUCAGAAGAAGUGACUCUUCGUAUCCACCGCAAAAACAACACUGAAGCUGCAGGAGCUACCCCUACCAGCAAGCAGAAAUCCAAUUUUUCCUUAAGGCUUCUAAAGUUCUCUCGGGAGAAGAAAGCAGCCAAAAGCUUGGGAAUAGUUGUGGGAUGUUUCAUCCUGUGCUGGCUUCCUUUCUUUUUAAUCAUGCCAAUUGGUGCUUUCUUUCCUGACAGCAAGCCCUCCGAUACCAUUUUUAAAAUUGCCUUUUGGCUUGGCUAUCUAAACAGCUGCAUCAACCCCAUCAUUUACCCUUGUUCGAGUCAAGAGUUUAAAAAAGCAUUCCAAAAUGUCCUAAGAGCCCAGUGUCUCCGCAGGAAGUAUUCCUCCAACAAAUACUCCUUGAGCUUCACUCUCAAUCAACCAAGCAACCACGUUGCUGAAGCUCCCAAAGAUAUCGUACGUGUACCUGUUGGCUCUGGAGAACACUUCUACAAAAUUUCCAAAUCGGAUGGCGUGUGUGAGUGGAAACUUUUUUCAGCCGUGCAAAGCAUGUCGACCAAGAGCAGUGCUCCGAAAGAGAGGUCCAGCUGUUCUAGGGCCAAAGUGAAAAGCAAAGGUUUCCUGAGAGAGUGCUGCUGUGCAAGCACAUCAGGAGAAAACCCAAAGGACCAGCAAAUACCCACCAUUAAAAUACAUACUGUCUCCAUCAGUGAACAUGGAGAAGAUGUUUGAGGACCUUCCACCAUGUUGGUGGGAGUUCUCCAGUUUUAGAGUGUGUUUUCGUGGUUUUCUGUGCUGGCGGUUUGAUCACAAAAGGUCCGCAUUUUCAGUGGGUCACAACAGGAAGGUCAAUAAAGUUCAAAUCAGGUCAAACUCUGUAGAGAUGGAAACCAUGGAAAGACUUCCAUCCAAGGUGAUUGCUGUCCCAUUGGAUUCUAUGGGAAGUAGAACUGGGGUCCCUUGGGACUGGACUCCUUCAUGUUAUUCAGAUUUGAUUUCUUACUCUUUUAAAGGUUUUGUUGUAUCUUGUUAUUUUAAUUCAAAUUAUCUAGUCCUUCUUUUUGUAAUGAUCAGUGGCGUAAAAACAUUCUUGCAAUAUAUCCCACAAUAGAGAACCAUUAAUAUAUGUUCCGGCUUUCAUUGCAAGUGCUUUUUUUAAUUGUCAGCUUUUUUAUUGCGGAAUAACUCUGCAUUGUGAAGAUAAAUUUGACAAGGCUGCAGUGUAAGCUAAUAGAGAAAUUUGAGAGGGAGAGAUAUGACAUGAAGGUUUUUAACUUGACCCUCACCUUUUUAUUAAUGGAAUGAUUGUGGUCCUGUGAAAUUGUGAGUAACAUAAAGACUCCAUUGAUGCAAUGGGAGCUUAUAUCUAAGCCAUGACUCUAAUUUUUACUUUUUAAAGUUUGAAUAUAACUGUCUUUCCCCAACAGGCCUAGCUAUACUGCUGAGUUUUAUUGACUUAAUGCCAAUUUAAUUUAUGCCUUCCCAUCAAGAAUGCUGAGAAUUAUAAUGCAUUUUGAGUGUUCAAAAUUGUCUUUCUCUACCUUAGACUCAAUAGAGUAACUUUGGGAAAAGAGGGUUGCUAUUAAAUUUGUUAAUAUUUGUGGUAUAGUAGGGCACAGAGCUUUCUUUCAAUUGACUUUAGCUAAAUUAAAUUGCUUUCCUUGAGAUUACCAAACCAUAAAUCAAUCCUCUACAAAUUGGAUGAAAUCACUGAUCUGUCAGUUACUUAUUUUCUAUCAGAUAUUUUCCUCAUGAGUAUACUAUUAAAAAAGGAAUGCAGUACUUUCUUGUUAAUCCAGAAUAUUUGAAUUUGGUUUACAGUCCUAAAGACCUGAACCAACCAGGAAAUCAUGGCAAUGCAAAGUUCUGAAUGUUUUCAAUUUAUGAAUGGAUCCCAGUACAAUAAAACCUGAUUGUC
Protobothrops mucrosquamatus (brown spotted pit viper) is the source of this 3396-nucleotide messenger RNA. It is a transcript of the gene ADRA1A, whose product is annotated as adrenoceptor alpha 1A. Gene Ontology annotation, cellular component: membrane. The transcript is spliced from 2 exons. Gene Ontology annotation, biological process: regulation of cardiac muscle contraction; positive regulation of cytosolic calcium ion concentration; cell-cell signaling. Bases 804 to 2210 code for a protein of 468 amino acids. Gene Ontology annotation, molecular function: alpha1-adrenergic receptor activity. NCBI's taxonomy places the organism in Eukaryota, Metazoa, Chordata, Lepidosauria, Squamata, Viperidae. The record is from RefSeq and is a predicted model, not a curated record.